AUGCCGCAUCCGACGCCGCUCGCGGCGCUGCUGCUGCUGCUGCUGCUGCCGCUGGCACUCCUCGGCGGCGUCCGCGCUGGCCCAGCGGCGCUCUGGGGCACGUACCGCCCGAACCUGUACUUCGGGCUGCGCGCACGCCUGCCGCACUCGCCGCUCUUCAGCGUCGCUUGGCACGGCCUGACCGACUUUGGCGGGCACCAGCGCCCGCGCUUCGACGCCGGCAGCGGCCUGGGCACCGACGAGGAGCGCGUGUUCGCGUGGCGCUGGCACGACGGGCGCGCCGCCGGCGAGCAGGUGAUGCGCGACGUCGUCAACAACGCGGCGCUGCGCUUCCAGUGGCUCGGACAGCCGGCCGGCUGGGGCGUGCGCAUCAGCGCCGAGCCCAUCGACACGAGCAAGCCUUCGCUGCUCGCGCUCUACCUCCACUUCGCCGCACCCCAGGCCAUCGAGACCGUCUUCGACUCGGACGAUGCGUACGACGCCGGCGGCCUGCCCGCCGCGCCGGCCGGCUCCGACACGGCUGCCGAGGCGCUGCUCCGCGCCACGAGCGAGCACGCCGAGAUCGGCGAGUGGAGCGUGCGCGUGGCCGAGAGCCCACAGGCCAAGAACGUGCCGGCAGACCCCGAGGAGGAGGAGCCCGUGUGGGGCUUUUGGGGCACGAAGACCGAUCAAGGGUGGAACGCGCAUGAGCUCGUCGGGCGUGCCCUGACAGACUCGGUGCGGGCUUGGCUCGCUGAGAACGGCAAGGGCGGCACGCCGCCGCCGCCGGCAUCGCUGCUUGUGCUGCCGAACGAGAUUGCCGCCGGCGCCAACCUGCUGGCCUUCUCGCGUGGCUUCAAGGGCGCAUUCAGCGUCGACAUCUUCUUCUCGUCGAAUGGCUCUCAGCCGCUCGAUGGCGCGGCCCUCACGGCUGGCCUCGCGGCAAGUCGUGAGGCGUACGAUGAGCGCCUCGAGCGCACGCUCGGCCUGCGCGCCAAGGGCUUCAGCGACAAGCUCGUGGCCUUUGCCAGCGAGCUGACCAGCUCGCUGCUCGGCGGCAUCGGCUACUUCUACGGCUCAAGCAUUGUCGACCGCUCCUUCCGCCAUGCCUACGACACGGGCUCCGGCGGCGGCAAGAUGGACUUCGACGAGGAGGAUCCGCAGCCUGACCCGCGGCUGACGGAGGAGCGAGGACUCCUGACCGCGACACCGUGCCGCGACACGUUCCCGCGCGGCUUCUACUGGGACGAGGGCUUCCACCUGGCGCAGAUCGGCACGUGGGACAACGAUCUGAGCCUUGACAUUCUCGACUCCUGGAUCGACCUCAUCGACGACGACGGCUGGGUCGCGCGCGAGCAGAUCCUCGGCGAGGAGGCGCGCAAGCGGGUGCCGCAAGAGUUCCAGACACAGUAUCCGCUCUACGCCAAUCCGCCAACGCUCAUCAUGGGCCUGACGAUGUACAUCGACCGUCUGAACGCUGCGCAAGACGGCACGGCGCCCGAGAUGGACAUCGGAGGAGCUGCCUCUGGGCAGCAGGUGUUCGGCGCACUGGCCGGCAUCGAAGGUCACGCUUCCGAGCUGCUGCGUGAUGCAGACGCGGCUCGCGACUUCCUCAAGCGCAUCUACUCGCGUCUGCGCACGCACUACCUCUGGUUCCGCCGCACGCAGGCCGGCGAGAUCGACCAGUGGGACCGCGCUGCGCGAUCGAAUGAGGCCUACCGCUGGCGCGGACGCUCAAAGACGCACGUCCUGACCUCGGGCAUGGACGACUACCCGCGUGCACCCGUGCCGCACUCGGGAGAGCUGCACCUCGACCUGCUCUCGUGGAUUGGCUCGUUUGCCGACGCUAUGCGCCGCAUCGCCGAGGCGACCGGCGAGGAGGCCCACGCAGCCGAGUACGCCGAGCACUACAAGGGCGUCGUGCAGAACCUUGAGGAUCUGCACUGGAGCGACGACGAGCAGAUGUACUGCGACGCAUCGGUCGACGAGUUCGACCAAACGUUCCACGUGUGCCACAAGGGCUACAUGUCGCUCUUUCCAUUCCUGCUCGGCCUGCUCGAGCCGGACAGCGAGCGUCUCGCGGCGAUCUUCGAUUUGGUCCAGGACCCGCAGCAUCUAUGGUCCGACUUUGGCGUGCGCAGCCUCAGCAUGCAGGACCCCAACUUCGGCCAGGGCGAGGACUACUGGCGCGGCGCCAUCUGGAUGCCGAUGAACUAUCUCGCUCUCCAGGCGCUGCACAAGAAAUAUGCCCGCGAGCACGGGCCGCAGCAGGAGCGUGCGCAGCAGCUGUACAGCCAGCUGCGCGACAAUCUCAUCAACAACACAUUCAAGGAGUACGAGCGCACCGGCUACGUGUGGGAGCAGUACAACGCUCGCACCGGCCACGGCCAGCGCAACAAGCCGUUCACCGGCUGGACGAGCCUCGUGGCGCUCAUCAUGGCCGAAAAGUACUGAGCAUGUCCGGCCCGCUGCUGGGCCGCGCCGCUACCAACCUAAUUCUAUCUCACUGCUGCGCCGCACGUCGGCUCUCUCAUAACGCGUAUAUUGAGCAAAGGUGACGAGCGUGUCCGGACUGCGCAGCAGGGACUCUACAGCAGGUCGAAGAGGUCCGGCUUCUUCUGUGCCUGCUGC
Messenger RNA from Tilletiopsis washingtonensis, 2610 nucleotides. Its product is annotated as glycoside hydrolase. The transcript is spliced from 11 exons. The record is from RefSeq and is a predicted model, not a curated record. Gene Ontology annotation, biological process: protein N-linked glycosylation; oligosaccharide metabolic process. Gene Ontology annotation, molecular function: Glc3Man9GlcNAc2 oligosaccharide glucosidase activity. Lineage: Eukaryota; Fungi; Basidiomycota; Exobasidiomycetes; Entylomatales. Gene Ontology annotation, cellular component: endoplasmic reticulum membrane. The coding region runs from base 1 to 2433 and encodes 810 amino acids.